Penaeus monodon (black tiger shrimp) is the source of this 1849-nucleotide messenger RNA. RefSeq lists its product as uncharacterized. The record is from RefSeq and is a predicted model, not a curated record. Lineage: Eukaryota; Metazoa; Arthropoda; Malacostraca; Decapoda; Penaeidae. The coding region runs from base 1 to 774 and encodes 257 amino acids. The transcript has 3 exons.
AUGCAAAUUGUAAGUGUCACAUUUGUCAACUGUGUAGGAUCGCCAGUGCCGGAAAAACCUCCUGCAGUGACGGUAGUGCCAGGCCCCCCCGUCGCCAGCAUGUACUCCGCGCCAUCAGACACUAAGCUGGAUUGCGACCUCACGCCCACGCCCACCCACCGGCCCUUUGACGAACUCACGCCCACAGAAGAAGCCAAGAUGCGGGCGGCCCAUACUCUCAACAGACUGAGUGGCGAGUCAGCCCAUACAUUCAUACCAGAUCCAGACGCUGACGGAGGAGGCCCCGGCUAUGUGCCCUUCGUAGACUAUAGCGGCCGCGACUACGCCCCCGUGCCCAACGGUCGGCGGGCGUCCUUCAGCGACCUGGGCCCCUACAUCACGCCCGAGCCGUCGCUGUCGCCCGCCGCGCCCGACUUCUGCACCAUCAGGAGAGGCACGAGGAUCAGUCAGCUCGGCGUCGGCAACGGCACCAACAGCCUCCUGGGCUCCGCCUACCACGACGCGCCCACGCUGCGGCUCAACGGCACCGCCCACGCCCUCGCCUCCCGGCACUCCUCCUACGCCGCCCACCUCAACUCCAGCUACGGGUCGCCGCCGCCGCCCCCCUACCCCCGGGGCUCCAAGGUGGGCUCACCCCGGGGCUCCUCCUCCCCGACGGGCCCUGCCACGCUCGCCCUCAACAGCGCGGCCGCCCACGGGGACGAGCGGGCGUCCCCCGAGACCAAAUACAUUUUCUCCCCCGAGGCCAUGAUGAAGCCCGGGACGCUGGUGUGACCUUAGCCGAGAGUGCCAGCCGCGCGGACACAAAGGCGGCACCUUCCCUGAGGGCGCGGCCGCCCGGCGCGAUGGUCACACUGCACGCCCUUCCUUCCCGCCCGCUCUCUGUCGUCUCUCUGGCUUCGGGCUCAGGUCAGGCGAGCGGCUUGACCCGGAAUAUCCACGGGCGCAGGACCUGGAAUGCUGGCAGGACGUGACCCGCAAAGAAGAGCGCGGGCUCCGUGCCAGGAAAGGCAAGGCCGUGGAAACCUCGAGCAAGGAGGUCGAGGCGGGGAAAGGCAGGGGAGGGGGGGGGAGGCCGCAGCGGAAGCCUGUCUCCAAGGAAGCCUUCUUCCGGCUCGCGUAGAUAGGCCUACCGACGAAGGGCAUCGAAGACAGGCCUAGCGCCGAGGGGCACCGAGAAGGCGGGGCGCGGGAAGCCUUGCACGUGCUUGGACCUUUGCUAAAGCUUCCUUUUUGUUGUGGUUUUCAAUUCCUAUAAAAGAGAAGAAGAAAGAGAAUGUCAAAUUUCCUCGGGCGAAGAAAUCCGAGCAGGACUUCCGAAAGGGUUCUAUGUGUUCCUUCCAAGCGACGAGGAGUGACGUCACGAGGUGCCACUCGUUAACGAAGUCAAGUAUUCGUUUCUGUGUCAACACUGAGACGUGCGUGUACAUAUGCGUGUUUGUAUGAUAUAGGCCAUUGCAUUUUACUAAUGAUAUUUGACUUUGAACAGCGUUAAUUCGAUAUAUUAUCAAACUUAUUUAUUGCCUUUGGGACCUAAUCACAUAUUAACACCAUAAUUGAAAAGAUUAAUCAGCUCAUAGCCAUUAAUUGAUAUUGGAUAGAACAGCAUUUUUAUUAAUGAACUAAAUGUACAUAUAUAUGCAUUUGUUCAAAGCUCUCUUUUUUCGAAGAGGAAUGUUGGGGAGGGAGAGGGAGGGGGCGGAGCUUAUUUCAGAUUCGUUCUAUAAAAGACUGUGUUGCAACUAUUUCCAAUUUUUCCCUAAUAUACCAUGAUCUUUGUCCAUUUCUCCUGUUUCUGUGUUUUUUUUUCUUACCCCACUUCUCCUCUCUCUUUCUUUCUUUUUUUCUU